CUAUAUCAAAUUGUGAGAAUUGCCACGUCACCACGUCGGCGCUCACCGCCUUCUAUCCCUUCUUGGAGAAACGGAACCCUAGGACCGUCCCACUGCUGAUGAUGUGAUUCAAUACCUGGAGCUCAGCUCAAUUGGCGAGUGAUGACCUAAAUGAUUCCCUCCCCUUUUCUUUUCCUUACAACCUUAACGGACGGACGGAGUCUUUGAAUCCGGCAUCUCUUCUCAAGCUCAGAGCAGGAUAGCAGUGAAGGAGAGAAAUGAAGCGAUCAAAGGAUCCGUUUGAGGUGGCCUUUGAGGAGCAGCAAGAAUCACCCCCUGAAUCCCCUGUUGCUGUUGAUGAGACUGAAACCCAAACUCCUGCUGCCACAUCAACUGCUAUGGAUGUCCAAGAGGAUGACCCCAGUGUUAACAUUCAGCCCACCCACCCAUCAACUUUGGUAGUGGCUCCAUCAGGUGCAGCAGCUGCUGGAAAAACGAAAGAAGAGGAAGAGGAGGAAGAGGAAGAAAACAUGGAUGCCGAGCUAGGAAAAUUUCCGCCCGGUGGUGACCCUGACAAACUGGUGAAGAUGCAGGCAAUUCUGUCUCGAUUCACAGAGGAACAGAUGAGCAGAUAUGAAUCAUUUCGGAGGUCUGGGUUUCAGAGAGCUAACAUGAAAAAGUUGUUGGCAAGCAUUACUGGGACUCAGAAAAUCUCUCUACCCAUGACGAUUGUAGUUUCGGGAAUAGCAAAAAUGUUUGUUGGAGAGCUCGUGGAAACAGGAAGGAUAGUUAUGACAGAGAGAAAAGAGACUGGCCCUAUCAGGCCUUGCCACAUCCGGGAAGCAUAUAGAAGACUGAAGCUUGAAGGAAAGGUACCAAAGAGAUCAGUUCCAAGGCUCUUCCGGUAGAUGAUUCCAGCUGAACUCUCAGCAGACUACAAGAUUCAGACUAGUUGAACAUGUAGUCAGAGUUCCCUUUAAAGACGAUGUGUUUAAAGACGAUGUGGGAAAGGGAGGAGAAUUCGGCUAAGAGAUUUGUAGAUCAAAUGGGUUAUAUAAGAUUGGUUUCUUCCAUGACUUUCCUCCCUUGUGUAAAUUGUACAUCUAGCUUUUUUGGAUUUCUUCCAUAUAAGUACAUGAACUGUGAAUGGACUGGACUGGUAAAGAAAUCAAUGCAGGAUAUCAUGGAAUCUACAGUUACCUAUCUGAAA
Molecule: messenger RNA, 1189 nt
Organism: Macadamia integrifolia
Lineage: Eukaryota; Viridiplantae; Streptophyta; Magnoliopsida; Proteales; Proteaceae
Product: transcription initiation factor TFIID subunit 11
Exons: 6
Coding region: 258-887 (209 amino acids)
Biological process (GO): transcription initiation at RNA polymerase II promoter; RNA polymerase II preinitiation complex assembly
Cellular component (GO): nucleus; transcription factor TFIID complex
Molecular function (GO): transcription coactivator activity; protein heterodimerization activity
Source: RefSeq, a predicted model, not a curated record